Messenger RNA from Schistocerca nitens (vagrant locust), 318 nucleotides. Its product is annotated as dynein axonemal light chain 4-like. Gene Ontology annotation, cellular component: dynein complex. The record is from RefSeq and is a predicted model, not a curated record. The transcript has 3 exons. Gene Ontology annotation, biological process: microtubule-based process. NCBI's taxonomy places the organism in Eukaryota, Metazoa, Arthropoda, Insecta, Orthoptera, Acrididae. Gene Ontology annotation, molecular function: dynein light intermediate chain binding; dynein intermediate chain binding. The coding region runs from base 1 to 318 and encodes 105 amino acids.
AUGGCAGAGGGAGAGGUGAAAAAGGAAGCUGAAACAAAGAAAGUUGAACAUACGUAUGCGCUUGUGAAAACCUGCGACAUGACAGAAGAAAUAAAAAACGAAGCAGUUGAUCUGAUUGUCACUGCCUGUGAAAAACAUGCACCAAACAAUUUCCUCGCAGCCAGAAUGAUUAAGGAAUCAAUGGAUAAGAAAUUUCAGCCAUCCUGGAACGCUGUUGUGGGUGAAGCAUAUGGAUUUGAAAUAGAUUAUUUGUGUUCAACUCUUUUAUUCAUGUUAUAUGGGGGUAAUCUGGGAAUAGUCACUUGGAAGUGUUCGUAA